AUGAAUCAGCUAAUUCAAAUGCCAAAUAAGUUUCGAUAUCUUUUCUUAUUUGCUUUAGCCUUUACUUUAGUACUAACUAGCAAAUCUAAUCAGUCGGUGCCCAAACAACUCACUAAAGAUAAGGAGUAUCUUUUAAAAUCAGAUAGUGAAGACUUAUCUGAUACAUACAAUACGCCGAUUGAAAUUGAAAUACCAAAAAACAGUAUCUCCAAAUCUAACAAAUCGAAAGAGUCUCAACUCAGCCAAGGAUUCACUAAUCCCAACUACGAAGAAGAGAGUUUUCAAUCAGUCAGCCCCCGCUCUAAUCUCCAUAACAACAUGAGUUUCGCCAACCCUAAUUUUAAAGAGAAUGCCGAACAAUCUAACCAAUCUAACCAAUCUGAGCAACCACAUAAACGUUCUAAACGCCAGGCCUUAGACCCCCUAGAUACCGAAAUCUCACCAGAUAAUGAUAAGGACACUACUCCACUCCUACCCGCUGAUGAAAUAGAUAAGAGCAAGGAUAAACCUAAAACUCGAUCUACAUCUGUAGCCCAGGUUAUGUCUAGGGCUAAACAAUCAGUUAUCGAUAAUAUUCUCUACUUAUUCCAUCUUAUUAAAACAACAAUUCGUCCUGAAUCUUUCACACAGUCCCAUCAACUCAAACCGAUAGAACUCACCCCAGAAGAAAAACAACGCGUAGCAGAGAUCAAGAAACUCGCCAAUAAUCCUACAGUUUUAGAUAACAUGAGCGACCAGGAUAUUCUUAACAUUGACAGAAUCCACCAAAUGAAAUUCAAACCCAUUCAUUAUACCCUUGGAGUCAUCACUCUUUGCUGCUCCAUUCUCCUGGCUUUUGGUCUUAUCACCUUAAAGAUAGAACAUCUCAGUACUUACAACCGAUUAUUCGCUGAGCCAAUUCAAAAGAUUCCUAUCUAUAGUUGCACCCAGUACGUCAUCAAUGGCGCACUAGCUGCUUUUGUUCUUCUCUACAACACUAUUACCUACAAAAGACACAGAGUCCCAAGUGAUCUCACCAAUGCUAUUGUCCUAACUGUCUUCACUCUUAUCUGCUUCCUUUUCUUCACUCUCUUCUUUAUCCAGGCCAUGGACUCCGCCCAACUCGGUCUUAUUACCCAAGCCGGUCUUCUUCUCCUUCAAACUCUAAUUCUCUUCGGCUCCGGAUUCACUGGCAUGUGCGUGCUCAACUGGCAAGGCAAUCCCAUUCGAAUUGCCUGCCGUGUCUUCUUCUUCCCCCUCUUCACCUUAGCCGGCCUCUUCUUUGUUACCGCCUUUGUCCAAAUUAUAACUAGUUCGAAUGAAGCCGCUCGCUUUAUUUUCUUCUCCGGUAUCUACGCUCUUUUCUACGGUAUCAUCAUUGCCAAAACUUCCCAAGUCCAUGCCAUCAUUGCCAACUACUUAGAAGGCCGUUACAAAGGCACUACCUCCACCGCACGUCAUAAAUGGUUCCAAGUCAUUGCCGCCCUUCUCCUAAUUAUAGCUAUCUCCCUCCUUCUCUUCUUCGCCACCGCAGCCGCCAACCGAUUAAUCACCAAUCUUAUCAACGAGAUAAACCAUCAAAUCACAAAAAACACAGGAAUUUGGAGUACUAUUCAUAAUUACUUCAAUAUUUCUCAGACCAAAGCCAAAAACAUCGACACAGCCACCUCCUUAGUUCCAUCAGCCAAUACAAUUCUCCCCCCUGCCAGGGGUUAG
This is a messenger RNA of Nematocida homosporus, 1695 nucleotides long. RefSeq lists its product as uncharacterized. The transcript has a single exon. The record is from RefSeq and is a predicted model, not a curated record. The coding region runs from base 1 to 1695 and encodes 564 amino acids. NCBI's taxonomy places the organism in Eukaryota, Fungi, Microsporidia.